Fundulus heteroclitus (mummichog) is the source of this 911-nucleotide messenger RNA. RefSeq names its product parkinson protein 7 (gene park7). The record is from RefSeq and is a predicted model, not a curated record. Gene Ontology annotation, cellular component: cytosol; nucleus. Gene Ontology annotation, molecular function: protein deglycase activity. Gene Ontology annotation, biological process: protein deglycation, glyoxal removal; guanine deglycation, glyoxal removal. NCBI's taxonomy places the organism in Eukaryota, Metazoa, Chordata, Actinopteri, Cyprinodontiformes, Fundulidae. The transcript is spliced from 6 exons. Bases 112 to 681 code for a protein of 189 amino acids.
GAUAAAAGGACGCGGUCUGGCAACCCUGCUCCCUUCUUGGCAAAAGCACGCCUGACGCUGCUGGAAGCCAAAGCGCCUUUGCUGCUGCAGAAGCGAAACAUCCAGCUGACCAUGGCGGGGAAGAGAGCCCUGGUGAUCCUGUCCAAAGGCGCGGAGGAGAUGGAGACCGUGAUCCCCGUGGACAUCAUGCGCAGAGCCGGGAUCUCGGUGACUGUCGCAGGGCUGACGGGGAAAGAUCCAGUCCAGUGCAGCAGAAAUGUGGUCAUCUGCCCUGAUGCUAGUCUGGAGGAGGCCAGCAAACAGGGCCCUUAUGACGUGGUGCUUCUGCCAGGGGGAAUGCCAGGGGCCCAGAAUCUGGCAGAGUCUCCUGCUGUGAAGGAGGUGUUAAAGGACCAAGAUGGCAGAAAAGGCCUGAUAGCAGCCAUCUGUGCAGGUCCGACCGCUCUCCUGGCUCAUGGCAUCGGGUACGGCAGCACAGUCACCACACAUCCUGGCAUGAAGGAGAAGAUGAUGGCUGGAGACCACUAUAAAUAUUCAGAGGCUCGAGUGCAGAAGGAUGGGCAUUACAUCACCAGCCGUGGGCCAGGAACCAGUUUUGAGUUUGCCCUGACGAUCGUAGAGGAACUUAUGGGGGCUGAGGUUGCAGCUCAAGUCAAGGCUCCUCUUAUUAUGAAAGACUGACUGUAACCACGUUUGCUCAUCACUCUGGAGAAACUGGCAUUUUUCUUUUUUUCUUUGCACACCCUGAUUUCAUGCCUGCAAACAAAAGGGAAUCUGUCACUGGAUAAUUAUCACAAAGUACUUCCACAUUAGAUUUAACAGAAUUUCUCUGUGUGGUUUAUGGCUUCCUCAUUAUCUUGACAGCUUUCAUUGCGCAACCUUUGUCAUUAAAAAGCACACGUGUGAAAAAG